Molecule: messenger RNA, 16656 nt
Organism: Pogoniulus pusillus (Red-fronted tinkerbird)
Lineage: Eukaryota; Metazoa; Chordata; Aves; Piciformes; Lybiidae
Gene: CSMD2
Product: CUB and Sushi multiple domains 2
Exons: 72
Coding region: 158-11110 (3650 amino acids)
Source: RefSeq, a predicted model, not a curated record
AAAGGGGAGGCGGUGGAGAAAUGCCACUUUGCCAGCUCAGGGAAGGGACAGCAGCAGCACAGCUAAGAGUAUCUGUUGGCUGGGCGGAGGGGGCUACAGCCAAGCACAGCCUUUCCCACCUCCACACCGCCUAAACCAGUCCCACCUGUGCCAGGGCAUGGCUGUGCUGCUGGGAUCCGUGCUGCUGAGGACAAGUCAAAGCCGGCCAAGCCGAGGACUAUCCCAAUUGCAAAGGGGAAGAAGAAAAGGGGGAAAAACCCAACAACAACAACAACCACCGACCCCCUGCACGCCCCCAUUCCUGCUGCCCUUUGACAUGCAACCUUCCUUGGGAUGGGACAAGCCGGGAUGCAGCUGUGGAUUUGGAAAGAACUGGGGAAAAUUGGGGAUCUUUGCUCUGAUGACGGUGGAAGUGAGCUCCUGGAGCCGGGUGCUGCUGCUCUCCGUGGGGCUGCUGGCUGUCUCGGUGACUGCCCAGAACUGCAGCCACAUUUUGCAGGGCCCCAACGGGACAAUACAGAGUCCAGGCUUUCCCUAUGGCUAUCCCAAUUAUGCCAACUGCACGUGGACCAUCACAGCUGAGGAGCAGCACAGGAUCCAGCUUGUUUUCCAGGCCUUUGCUUUGGAGGAGGAUUUUGAUGUGUUAUCUAUCUACGAUGGACUGCCUCAGCAGGGGAACCUGAGAACAAGGUUAACAGGUUUCCAGCUGCCUGCUCCUGUUGUGAGCACGGGAGUUGUGCUGUCCUUGUGGCUCGUCAGCGACUACGCCGUCAGCGCUCAAGGCUUCCAGGCCAGCUACGAAGUUCUACCGAGCCACACGUGUGGCAAUCCAGGGAGGCUGCAGAAUGGGAUUCAGCAGGGGACAAGCUUCAGCAUCGGGGGCAAGGUGCGCUACAGCUGCAACCCAGGCUUCUUCCUGGAGGGCCACGCACUGCUCACCUGCCGCGCCAGCUCGGACAGCAGCGCCUCCUGGGACUUCCCUCUCCCCUUCUGCAGAGCUGAUGAUGCUUGUGGAGGGACACUGCGGGGCCAGAGUGGAAUUAUCUCAAGCCCUCAUUUCCCUUUGGAGUAUGGCAAUAAUGCAGACUGCACCUGGACUAUUCUGGCUGAACCUGGAGACACUAUUGCUCUGGUUUUCAUGGAUUUCCAGCUGGAAGAUGGAUAUGAUGUUUUAGAAGUUGCUGGGACAGAGGGAUCUUCACUCUGGUUUACUGGGAUGAAUUUGCCUGCCCCAGUUAUCAGCAGCAAGAACUGGCUGCGGCUUCACUUCACCUCAGAUGGCAACCACAGGCAGAAGGGGUUCAGUGCCCAGUAUCAAGUCAAGAAGCAAAUGGAGAUGAAGUCCAGAGGGGUGAAGCUGAUGCCCAGCAAGGACAACAACCAGAAGACAUCAGUGUUAACUCAGGUUGGUGUGUCCCAGGGACAUAAUAUGUGUCCAGACCCUGGGAUUCCAGAGAGAGGCAAAAGGAUAGGCAACGAUUUUAGGUUAGGCUCCAGCAUCCAGUUCACCUGCAACGAGGGCUAUGAUUUGCAAGGGUCCAAAAGCAUCACCUGCAAGAGAGUGAGUGACAUCAUUGUCGCCUGGAGUGACCACAGACCAGUGUGCAGAGCCAGGAUGUGUGACAUGUACCUGCGUGGUCCCAGCGGGGUGAUCACCUCUCCCAACUACCCUGUCCAGUACGACAACAACGCCUACUGCGUCUGGGUCAUCACUGCCCUCAACCCAGCCAAGGUUAUCAAACUCACCUUUGAAGAAUUUGAACUAGAGAGAGGAUAUGACACUCUGACAGUGGGGGAUGGAGGCCAAGUCGGAGACCAGAAAACUGUGCUUUACGUCUUGACAGGCACCACAGUCCCUGACCUCAUCGUCAGCACCCAGCACCAGAUGUGGCUCCUCUUCCAGACAGACAGUGUCAGCAACUUGCUGGGCUUCAAAGCUACCUAUGAAGAGAUUGACCAGGGGAGCUGCGGCGAUCCCGGGAUCCCAGCCUACGGCAGGAGAGAAGGAGCCACGUUUCGCCACGGGGACAGCCUGAAGUUCGAGUGCCAGCCUGCCUUUGAGUUGAAGGGACAGAAAACCAUUACCUGCCAAAAGAGUAGCCAGUGGUCUGCUCAGAAACCAGUUUGUGUUUUCUCCUGCUUCUUCAACUUCACCACCCCGGCUGGCACCGUGCUGUCGCCCAACUACCCGGAGGAGUACGGCAGCAGCCUGCACUGCGUCUGGCUGAUCAUCGCCAAGCCCGAGAGCAGGAUCCACCUGGCUUUCAAUGACUUCGACGUGGAGCCCCAGUUCGAUUUCCUGGCUGUGAAGGAUGGUGGCACUGCUGAAUCUCCAGUGCUGGGCACCUUCUCAGGAAACCAGAUCCCUUCCUCCCUCACCAGCAGCGGCCACGUAGCCAGGCUGGAGUUCCAGACCGACCACUCCAUGGAGAAGAGAGGCUUCAACAUCACCUUCACCACAUUCAGGCACAAUGAGUGCCCUGACCCUGGCGUGCCGGUGAACGGGAAGCGGUUUGGCGACAGCCUGCAGCUUGGCAGCUCCGUGUCCUUCCUCUGUGAUGAAGGCUUCAUCAGGACUCACGGCUCAGAAACCAUCACCUGCAUCCUGAAGGAAGGGAAUGUGGUCUGGAACAACGCAGUGCUCAGAUGUGAAGCACCGUGCGGCGGGCACCUGACGUCCCCCAGCGGCACCAUCCUGUCCCCGGGCUGGCCUGGCUUCUACAAGGACUCCCUGAGCUGUGCGUGGGUGAUCGAGGCCCAGCCAGGCUACCCCAUCAAGAUCACGUUUGACAGGUUUAAGACCGAGGUGAACUACGACACCCUGGAGGUGCGGGAUGGGCGCUCCUACUCCUCGCCGCUCAUCGGUGUCUAUGACGGGACUCAGGUGCCUCAGUUCCUCAUCAGCACCAGCAACUACCUCUACCUCCUCUUCACCACUGACAAAAGCCACUCUGACAUCGGCUUUCAGAUCAGAUAUGAAACUGUGAAGCUCCAAUCAGAUCACUGCUUGGAUCCAGGGAUCCCAGUCAACGGCCAGCGCCACGGCAAUGAUUUCUACGUGGGAGCCUUGGUGACCUUCAGCUGUGACUCAGGUUACACCUUGAGUGACAAUGAAGCCUUGGAGUGUGAGCCAAACUUCCAGUGGAGCAGACCCCUGCCCAGCUGUGAGGCAUUGUGUGGAGGCUACAUUCGUGGUUCCAGUGGUACCAUCCUCUCCCCAGGCUUCCCUGAUUUCUAUCCCAAUAACUUGAACUGCACAUGGACAAUAGAAACAUCACAUGGCAAAGGUGUCUUCUUCACCUUUCAUACCUUCCACCUGGAGAAUGGCCACGACUACCUCCUCAUCACAGAGAACAGCAGCUUUGCCCAGCCCCUCAAGCAGCUGACAGGCUCCAGGCUCCCUGCCCCACUCAGUGCAGGCCUCUUUGGGAACUUCUCUGCUCAGAUUCGCUUCAUCUCAGACUUCUCCAUGUCCUAUGAGGGCUUCAACAUCACCUUCUCAGAAUACGAUUUGGAGCCCUGUGAUGAGCCAGAGGUGCCAGCCUACAGCAUCAGGAAGGGGCUGCAGUUUGGUGUGGGAGAUGUCCUCACCUUCUCCUGCUUCCCAGGCUACAGGCUGGAGGGAGCCUCCCGCAUCACCUGCCUCGGGGGGAGACGACGUGUGUGGAGUUCGCCUCUGCCAAGGUGUGUUGCUGAAUGUGGUUCAUCUGUAACUGGGACCCAAGGUGUUUUGCUGUCCCCCAACUACCCACUCAACUACAACAACAACCAUGAGUGCAUCUACUCCAUCCAGACCCAGCCAGGAAAGGGGAUCCAGCUGAAAGCCAGGACCUUUGAACUGGAGGCAGGAGAUGUUCUCAAGGUCUACGAUGGCAGCAACAGCUCCGCUCGCCUGCUGGGCUCCUUCAGCCGCGCCGAGAUGCUGGCAGCCAGCAUCAACAGCACCUCCAGCAGCAUGUGGCUGGAGUUCAUCACCGACCCUGAGAACACCUCCAAAGGCUUUGAGCUGCAGUUUUCCAGUUUUGAGCUCAUUAAGUGUGAGGACCCUGGCAUCCCACAGUUUGGCUACAAGGUCCACGACGAGGGCCACUUUGCUGGCAGCUCUGUGUCCUUCAGCUGUGACCCUGGCUACACCCUGCGAGGCAGCAGGGUGCUGGUCUGCCUGACUGGGGAGAGGAGAGCCUGGGACCAGCCCCUGCCCACCUGCGUAGCUGAGUGUGGAGGAACCAUCAAAGGAGAGGCUUCGGGACGGAUCCUGUCUCCUGGCUACCCAACCCCCUACGACCACAAUCUGAACUGUAUCUGGACAAUAGAGGCAGAAGCUGGCUGCACAAUAGGGCUCCACUUCAUGGUGUUCCACACCGAGGAGCUCCACGACGUGCUGCGGAUCUGGGACGGCCCCGUGGAGAAGGGCAUCCUGCUGCGGGAGCUGAGCGGCUCCAGCCUGCCCGCCGACGUGCACAGCACCUUCAGCUCUCUCAUCCUGCAGUUCAACACCGACUUCUUCACCAGCAAGCAGGGCUUUGCUCUUCAGUUCUCAGUCUCCACUGCCACCUCCUGCAACGACCCAGGGAUCCCCCAGAACGGGAGCCGGAGCGGGGACAGCAAAGAGGCUGGAGACUCCAUCAUCUUCCAGUGCAACCCAGGAUAUGCCCUGCAAGGGGAGGCCAAAAUCACUUGUGUGCAGAUUGAGAACAGGUUUUUCUGGCAACCAGACCCUCCCUCCUGCACAGCUCCCUGCGGAGGGAUCCUGUCGGGGCCGUCGGGAGUGAUCCUGUCCCCGCAGUACCCAGAGCCCUACCCCCCCGGGAAGGAGUGUGACUGGCAGCUGACUGUGUCCCCUGACUAUGUCAUUGCCCUGGUCUUCAACACCUUUAGUUUGGAGCCUGGCUAUGAUUUCCUUCACAUCUACGAUGGACCUGAUUCCCUCAGCCCCUUGAUUGGAAGCUUUUAUGGUUCCCAGCUGCCAGAGAGGAUAGAGAGCAGCAGCAACAGCCUCUUCCUCGCCUUCCGAAGCGACGCCUCGGUCAGCAACGCUGGCUUUGUCAUUGACUACACAGAAAACCCUCGGGAGUCCUGCUUUGACCCUGGAUCCAUCAAGAACGGCACACGGGUGGGGACGGACCUGAAGCUGGGCUCUACCAUCACCUACUACUGUGAUGGAGGAUAUGACAUUGAAGGGGUCUCCACCCUGACUUGUGUGAUGGGAGAGGAUGGAAAACCCACCUGGAACAAACCUCGACCUACCUGCACAGCACCCUGUGGUGGGCAGUACACAGGCUCCGAUGGCGUUGUCCUCUCUCCCAACUACCCCCAGAACUACAGCAGUGGCCAAGUCUGCCUCUACUCCAUCGUGGUGCCAAAGGACUAUGUGGUCUUUGGGCAGUUUGCCUUCUUCCAGACCGCGCUCAACGACAUCAUCGAAGUCCACGAUGGCCCCAACGAGCUCUCCAGGCUCCUCAGCUCCCUCUCAGGCUCUCACACAGGGGAAUCAUUACCCUUAGCUACCACCAACCAGAUCCUCAUCAAGUUUAGCUCCAAGGGUCAGUCAACAGCCAAAGGUUUUCAUUUUGUUUACCAAGCUGUGCCCCGCACCAGCGCCACGCAGUGCAGCUCGGUGCCGGAGCCUCGCUACGGGCGGCGCUUGGGCAGCGACUUCGCGGUGGGUGCCGUGGUGCGGUUCGAGUGCAGCGCCGGCUACGCGCUGCAGGGCUCCCGAGCCAUCGAGUGCCUCACCAUGCCCGGCGCCCUGGCCCAGUGGAACGUCUCGGUGCCCACCUGCCUCGUGCCCUGUGGUGGGAACCUGACGGACCGCAAAGGAACCAUCCUGUCCCCUGGCUUCCCGGAGCCCUACCUCAACAGCCUCAACUGUGUGUGGAAGAUAACAGUGCCAGAAGGAGCAGGGAUCCAGAUCCAGGUGAUCAGUUUUGUCACUGAGCAGAACUGGGAUUCCCUGGAAGUGUUUGAUGGAGGAGACAACACAGCCACCAUGCUGGGAAGCUUCUCUGGAACUACAGUGCCUGCCCUGCUGAACAGCACUUCAAACCAGCUCUAUCUGCAUUUCUACUCCGACAUCAGUGUCUCCGCUGCCGGCUUCCACCUGGAGUACAAAACUGUUGGCCUCUCCAGCUGCCCAGAGCCUCCAGUUCCUGCCAACGGGCUGAAGAUUGGCGAGCGCUACCUGGUGAACGACGUCGUCUCCUUCCAGUGUGAGCCAGGCUAUGCCCUGCAGGGCCACUCACACAUCUCCUGCAUGCCAGGCACUGUCCGCCGCUGGAAUUACCCUCCGCCGCUCUGCAUCGCCCAGUGUGGAGGAACAGCAGAAGAGAUGGAAGGAGUGCUCCUGAGUCCAGGAUUCCCAGGAAAUUACCCAAGCAACCUGGACUGCACGUGGAGGAUAUUGCUGCCAGUGGGAUUUGGUGCUCACAUCCAGUUCCUGAACUUCUCCACUGAGCCCAACCACGACUACGUGGAGAUCCGCAACGGCCCCCACGACACCAGCGCCGUCAUCGGCCGCUUCAGCGGCGCCGACCUGCCUGGCUCCCUGCUCUCCACCUCCCAUGAGACCACUGUCUACUUCCACAGCGACCACUCCCAGAACAAACCUGGCUUCAAGCUGGAGUACCAAGCCUACGAGCUGCAGGAGUGCCCUGACCCUGAGCCUUUUGCCAAUGGUGUUGUGAGAGGAGCAGGCUACAACGUUGGCCAGUCCAUCUCUUUUGAGUGUCUCCCUGGCUACCAGCUGAUUGGCCACCCAGUCCUGACCUGUCAGCAUGGCACCAACAGGAACUGGGACCACCCAUUGCCCAGGUGUGAAGUGCCUUGUGGGGGGAACAUCACCACCCAAAAUGGUACAGUUUACUCUCCUGGCUUCCCCAACCAGUACCCCAAUUCCCAGGACUGCACUUGGCUCCUGACAGUGCCUGUGGGCUAUGGAAUCCACCUCAACUUCACCUUGCUGCAGACGGAGCCCUACAACGAUUUCAUCACUGUGUGGGAUGGGCCACAGCAAACAGCCCCACAGCUGGGUGUGUUCACUGGCAACUCUGCCAAGAAGUCAGCCCAGAGCUCUUCCAACCAGGUCCUGCUGAAGUUCCACAGCGACGCAGCCAACGGAGGCAUUUUUGCCAUCUCUUUCUACGCCUACCAGCUCGUCAGAUGUCAGCCUCCCACCAUGGUUCCCAACGCAGAAAUCAUCACUGAGAAUGAAGAAUUUAACAUAGGUGACAUAGUGAGGUACAGAUGCCUGCCAGGCUUCACCUUGAUUGGAAAUGAGAUCCUGACCUGCAAACUGGGCACUCAUCUCCAGUUUGAAGGACCUCCACCCACCUGUGAAGUGCACUGUCCCAUGAACCAGCUGCUGACAGACUCCACUGGUGUGAUCCUCAGCCAGAGCUUCCUGGGCAGUUACCCUCACUUCCAGACCUGCUCCUGGGUGGUGAAGGUGGAGCCUGGCUACAACAUCUCCCUCACCAUCGAGUACUUCCUGAGUGAGAAGCAGUAUGAUGAGUUUGAGAUCUUUGAUGGUCCCUCUGGCCAGAGUCCACUGCUCCUGUCCCUGAGUGGGAACUACUCUGCCCCUCUGACCGUCAGCAGCAGCGGGAACAAGGUCUACCUGCGCUGGUCCUCUGAUCAUGCCUACAACAGGAAAGGCUUCAAAAUCCGCUACUCUGCUCCUUACUGCAGCCUCCCUCAGCCCCCAGCCCAUGGGAUGAUCCUGAGCCAGACAGGGCUGCAGCCUGGCAGCAGCGUUCGCUUCGGCUGCGACAGCGGCUACAGGCUCGUGGGGCACAGCACCACCACCUGCACCCAGCACCCCCAGGGCUACUUCCACUGGAGCCAGGCCACCCCUCUGUGCCAAGCUCUCUCCUGUGGAGUGCCCCAAGCCCCCCGGAACGGCAUCGUCUUUGGCAAGGAGUACACAGUGGGCACCAAGGCCAUGUACCACUGCAACCAGGGCUUCCAGCUGCAGCCUGGGCAGCAGGCCAGCACAGAGUGCCUGCAGGCUGGCACCUGGAGCAACGGGGACCAGCCCCCCCAGUGUGUGGCUGUCACCUGUCCUGACCUCACCAGCAUCGCGGUGGAGCACGGCCGCUGGCGGCUGACCUACGAGAUCCAGUACCACUACAAUGCCCAGCUGAUGCUCAUCUGUGACCCUGGCUACUACUACACUGGCCAGAGAGUCAUCAAGUGCCAAGCCAAUGGCAAGUGGAGCAUAGGAGAACCGAUGCCCACCUGCAAAAUUAUCUCCUGUGGAGACCUGCCAACUCCUCCCAAUGGCAACAAGAUUGGCACACUGACCAGCUAUGGGGCCACAGCCAUCUUCUCCUGCAACACUGGCUACACCCUGGUGGGGUCCCGGGUGAGGGAGUGCAUGGCCAACGGCCUGUGGAGUGGAGCAGAGGUCAGGUGCUUGGCUGGGCACUGUGGAGUGCCCAGUCCCAUUGUGAACGGGCAGAUCAACGGGGAGAACUUCAACUACCGUGGCAGUGUGGUGUACCAGUGCAGCCCUGGCUUCCGCCUGAUCGGGAUGUCGGUGCGCAUCUGCCAGCAGGAUCACCGCUGGUCCGGCAAGACUCCUGUCUGUGUGCCCAUCACUUGUGGCCACCCUGGCAACCCUGCCAACGGCUUGACCCAAGGGACUCAGUUCAACCUGAACGACGUGGCCAAGUUUGUGUGCAACACUGGGUACCAGCUGGAAGGGGCAUCACAGUCCCAGUGCUUGGCCAAUGGGCAGUGGAGCAGCAGCCUGCCCUCCUGCCGGGUUGUAAACUGUACUGACCCCGGGCACCUGGAAAACAGCAUCCGGCAAGUGCAGCCGAGUGGGCCUCACAGAUUCAGCUUUGGAACCACUGUCUCAUACCAGUGCAGCCAUGGAUAUUACUUACUGGGGACACAUGUCCUUACCUGUCAGGGGGAUGGCACUUGGGACCGUGCCCUCCCACAGUGUCUUUUGGUCUCUUGUGGCCACCCUGGCUCCCCUCCCCACGCCCAGCUCUCGGGGGACAAGCACACGGUGGGCUCGGUGGUGAGGUACAGCUGCCUGGGCAAGCGGACGCUGAUCGGCAACGCCACCCGCAUGUGCCAGCUGGACGGGCGCUGGAGCGGCUCCCUGCCCCACUGCUCAGGAAGCAGCCAGGGGGUGUGUGGUGACCCCGGGAUCCCCUCCCAUGGCAUUGGGCUGGGAGAUGCCUUCGAGGUGGGCAGCGUGGUGAGGUUCAGCUGCGAGCCUGGGUACCUGCUGCGGGGCUCAGCCGAGAGGACCUGCCAGGCCAACGGCUCCUGGACUGGCACCCAGCCAGAGUGUGAAGUGAUCUCCUGUGGGAACCCAGGGACCCCCAGCAACGCCAGGGUUACGUUCAACGAUGGUUUGGUGUUCUCCAGCUCCAUCAUUUAUCAGUGCAGGGAAGGUUACUACUCCACAGGGGUGCUGAGCAGGCACUGCACAGUCAAUGGCACCUGGACUGGGACCAACCCAGAGUGUACAGUGAUCAACUGUGGUGACCCAGGGGUGCCAGCCAACGGCAUCCGCCUGGGCAGCGACUUCACCUACAACAAAACAGUGGUGUUCCAGUGCACCCCUGGCUACAUGAUGGAGUCAGACAGGGCAUCCUCUCUGACCUGCACCAAAGACAGGACCUGGAAUGGCACCAAGCCCACCUGCAAGGCUAUCCUCUGCAAACCUCCCCAAGCCAUUCCCAACGGGAAAGUGGUGGGCUCGGAUUUCAGCUGGGGCUCCAGUGUGAGCUACGCCUGCCUGGAAGGCUACCAACUGUCCCUGCCGGCCGUGCUCACCUGCGAGGGCAACGGCAGCUGGAGCGGCGAGAUCCCGCAGUGCUUCCCUGUGUUCUGUGGUGACCCAGGGAUACCUGCCCAGGGCAGGAGGGAGGACAGAGGCUUCACCUACCGCUCGUCUGUCUCCUUCUCCUGCUUGGCCCCACUCGUGCUGGUGGGCUCAGCCCGGAGGUUCUGCCAGUCUGAUGGGACAUGGAGUGGGACCCAGCCCAGCUGCAUAGACCCCAGCCUCACCACCUGUGCCGACCCAGGGGUGCCUCUCUUCGGGAUGCAGAACAACUCCCAGGGCUACCAGGUGGGCAGCAUCAUCUUCUUCAAGUGCCAGAAGGGAUACCUGCUGCAGGGCUCCACCACCAGGACCUGCCUCCCCAACCUGACGUGGAGCGGCGUGCAGCCAGACUGCGUCCCUCACCACUGCAAGCAGCCAGAGACCCCCUCCCAUGCCAACGUUGGUGCUCUGGAUUUGCCAUCUCUGGGCUACACUUUGAUCUACUCCUGUCAGAGUGGAUUCUAUCUCACUGGAGGCUCUGAGCAUCGAACCUGCAAAGCAGAUGGCAGCUGGACAGGGAAGCCACCUAUUUGCCUGGCUGAUGUCCGCCCCAGCGGCAGGCCGGUGGGCACCGCGCGGGACCCGCCGCUCGCCAGGCUCGCAGUGCCUGCUGAUGUGUUUGCAAGGAAUUCCCUGUGGAAAGGCUCCUAUGAGUACCUGGGCAAGAAGCAGCCUGCGAUGCUCUCCGUCACCAGCUUCGACCCUGCCACCAGUAAAGUCAAUGCCACCCUGAUAGACCACAGUGGUGUGGAGCUCCUGGUGUCUGGGGUGUACAAGAAGGAAGAUGUGCAUCUGCUUCUCCAGGUGUACCAAAUAACAGGCCCCGUGGAGAUCUUUGUCAACAAGUUCAAAACUGAGAAGUGGGCUCUAGAUGGACAUGUUUCAUCAGAGUCUUCAAGUGGCACUUUUGUGUACCAGGGCUUUGUACGUGGCAAAGGCUUCGGACAGUUUGGCCUCCAGAGACUUGACAUCAGCAUGAUGGAAAACGAUCCUGAAUCAAUAGGACACCACUUUGCAUCCAACAGCAGUUCUGUGGCAGCUGCCAUCCUUGUGCCUUUCAUAGCCCUGAUUAUUGCAGGGUUUGUGCUUUAUCUCUACAAACACAGGAGAAGACCAAAAGUCCCCUUCAAUGGCUAUGCAGGCCACGAGAACACCAACGUGAGAGCCACCUUCGAGAACCCAAUGUACGACCGCAACCUGCAGCCCACAGACAUCAUGGCCAACGAGACAGAGUUCACAGUCAGCACUGUCUGCACAGCUGUAUAGCACCCAGCCCUGCCUGGGUUGGUGUCUAGUGGAUGAUUGUGUCUCACCUCACUAGUCUCCAUCCAUUCCCUCCUCAUCUCCCUCCUCCCAACCUCGAUGAGGCUGUGGAGAAGCUGCUGCACCUCGUCGGACUCGGCGCUGAGGCCCUGAGAGACUGCUGGGCUGCCCCCUGCCAGCCUCACCCAACCUCUGCCACCCUGCCCUGCAUCACCAAGCCAACCAAAGGUCUGCUCCAACACAGCUCCUCUCUCCCACCCUGCUGCUGGGGCUCAGCCUGCCAUCACAUCCUGGGAGGCCAGGUGAUGGGAAGGCUUGGAACAACCAACCUGCCCUUGGUGGUGUGUCCCUGGAGGGAGCAGUGAGCUGCUGUGUGGGGUCCCAACAAGCUGGGGAAGAGCUUGGACAGCAAAGCAGGCUGCAGAGCCACGAGGUGCUGAGUGGAGUCGAUGGAACAUACUGGGAUGGGGCAGGAUGAGAACUUGCUGUGUCUCUGGUUUUGUGGCUGACUUCUUUGUUGGGUUUGGGGGUUGGUUGUUGGGGUUUUUUCUUUUUGUCCUAUCCUGAAGCUUUUGCAGAGGAAGAGUUUUCAAACAGGACCUUUUCAGUGAGAAAAGCAGAACUUCUCCAAGCUUUUCUCCUCUUCCCCACCCUUGACUUUUCCUUUUUGGGUUUCUCCUGCCCCUGUGCUCAUUUCAGGCAGCUUUCAGGGCUGGUAAGGAAACAUUUCCCCCCACCCCCCAUCUCCAACCCUCUCCCAUCAGCUGCUGAUUUUAGCUGUAUCCAAACCCCCUGAGCAGAAACUUGCUGAGAGACAACGAAGGGACAGAAACCUCUUCAAGAAGAACUCUACCAAACACCCACUGCCCCCCAGCUGCUUUCAGGAGCCUCUGCCCUUUCCAAAUGGCCAUGCAAUAAGGGGUUUCAUUUCUCUCCAAAGCUCUUCCCUUUAUUUCCCAGGGGCAGGAAGGUUGCCUUGGCUUUGGUGAGAGCAGAUAAGGCUGCUUGACAUUUUCCCUGCCUUAGGAGAGGAGGAUCCUGUCCUGCUGACACUGCUCCUCUCCUAACAGGGAGCAGAGCUGCUGCUCUUGAUUGCUGGGCUUUGGUUUUGGUUGGCUCUGUUUGGUUUGGCUCUCCCCAUUUCUGGAAUCCAGGAAACUCAACAGUGCCAUUUGACCACCCUGAGCUUGAGCUGAGGCAGGGCAGUGUGGUGCAGAUGAAGCAGCUUCUUCUUUGCAGAAGACUUGAAGGACAAGCAGAAGGCAAAGAAAGAGGUGUGUGGGGAGGGGGAGGUGGUGUUUACAUCCAUGCUUGCACCUCCAAGCUGCCUUUCCCCUGCCUCUUGUCAGCUGAGGUUUUGCCUGAUGCAAGCCACAGGGUAGUUGGGUUUGGGGUUUGGGGUUUGGGUUUGUGUUUUGGGUUGGGUUGUUUUUUUUUCUCUUUCUCCUCCUGGUUUUGUUUCUUCUUUUUACUCUGUCUGUGUGUAUAUAUAAAUAUAGCUUAUUUUUUUUACUCCUGUCUCUUAUUCAGCUCUCUUAGAGUAAGCAGCAGCCUGCAGCCUACCUGCUGGACAGCCAGCCUGCCAAAAAACACCACCCCACCCCAAACAUGCCAGCUCUGCUGCCCCCCUCCAGCAGCCAGAGGUGCUCUGAUUUAUUAUGGGCAGCCUCUGAUCCAGAGAGGUGCUGCCCAUGUGGAGGGGGCACCACAAGCAGCUCAGGACCAGUGCUGGACCAUGUCCUGCAGCACAGCAGGCUCCCAGCUCAUGCCAAGCACACCAGUGGGUGGAGAUGGUUUCACCUUCCAGCUGGUUGUGGGGAGCUGGGUCAGGCUGGCAGUGGUGCCAGCUCCAGCCUGGGCACCUGCAGCUCACAGGGCACGGACCCCAGAACAAGCUGAAGGGUAAGUGAGAAGAGAGGACCCUGACCAGGCUGUGGUGGCACUUGGGUGUGGGGCCAAGGGAUGUCUUCCCUCCAGCUCCUCAGCUGAGUGGCUGCCCUGAGGGCAGGGAGCUGCCUCCCCUUCCACUGCAGCGGUGAGACCAGGAUGCUCCUCUGGCUCCUUGCCUUGUGGCUGCAAGCACACAGCUGGGCCCUACCUUCAGCUCUGCUCUCCUGGCCCAUAACUGACCCCAGGGUCCUUGCCAACCUCAGUUAUUGUUUGCUCCAUGCCCCUAGCCUGUUCUCCUGCCCUUUGCUCUGCAGCCAAGGGACCAAGGCUGCCUGGCAUGGCAGAGCCCAAAGGCAGCAGCACUUUGCUAGGCCCUGGUGCUUUGAUGCCAAUGAUGGCAACGUCCUGGCUCUGCUUCCAGUACCCAGUGCUUGGGCACCUCCCAGUGUCCCACCGUGGCAGAGCUGGAGUCUUUCCAGGCUCCUUUCAGCUCAAGAAAAGCCUCUCCCAGCUGGUCAGUGUGCAGGGCAGGGAUGUCCACACACACACAGCCACAGCAGAGCCCACACCUGCUGCCCCACACCUGCCUGAAUCCCUCCCAACCCACGGGAAGAGCCAGGGGAAGCUGCUGGCAAGGGGUGUGAAGGGAGCCUGAGAUGGUUUAACAGCAAGGCAGGGAGCAGAGCAGUGCCACUGCCACAGGACCUGCUGCUCUCAGCCCAUGAAAUGCCAUUGCCUGCUGCUGCCCCAGCAGCAAGGGAGGAGGAGGAGGAAUUGGGGGGGGGGUGGCCCAUUAGUUUUUGCAAGCUGGCUGGGGCCUGAUAUGUGUCAUAAUCCAUUCUGCUGCCCAGAGGAUGGCAUCAGCUUCAAACUGCUUCAGAGUUCAGAGGGGGAAAGGAAAAUGAAAAAGAAUGAAAAGAAAGAAAAGGCAAAAAACAAAGAGAAAGAAAAAAAAGAAAAGAGAAAGGAAAGAAAGAAAAAUAAAAAAGCAAAGAAAAAAGAAAAGAAAGAAAAAAGAGAAAGGAAAGGAAAAAGAAUGGAAAAAAAAGAAAGAAAGGAAAGGAAAAAAGAAAGGAAAGGAAAAGGGAAGUAAAGAAAGAAAAAAGAAAGGAUAAAGAAAGAAAAAAGAGAAAGAAAGGAAAGGCUAAAGAAAGGAAAAAAGAAAGGAAAGGAUAAAGGAAAAAAAGAUAAAUAAAGGAAAAGAUAAAGAAAAUAAAGAAAAAAGUGAAAGAAAGGAAAGGAUAAAGAAAGGAAAAAAGAAAGGAUAAAGGAAAAAAAUAAAGGAAAAGAUAAAGAAAAAAGAGAAAAAGGAAAGGAAAGGAAAAAGGAAGUAAAGAAAAAAUGAAAGGAUAAAGAAAGAAAAAAGAGAAAGAAAGGAAAGGAAAAAGGAAGUAAAGAAAGAAAAAAGAAAGGAUAAAGAAAGAAAAAAGAGAAAGGAAAGGGAAAAAAGGAAGGAAAAAGGAAGUAAAAAAAAAGAAAGGAUAAAGAAAAAAGAAAGGAAAGGGAAAAGGAAGAAAAGAAAGAAAAAAGAGGAAAAAAAUAAAUGAAAGAGAGGAAAGGAACAAGAAAAGAAAGAAAAAAGAAAUAAAGGAAGAGAUAAAGAAAAGAAAGGAAAGGAAAAAGGAAAAGAAAAAAGAGAAAGGAAAAGGAAGAAAGAGAAAAAGAAAGAAAGGAAAGGAAAAAGAAGAAAGAAAGGAAAGAAAAACGAGAAAGGAAAGGGAAAAGAAAUAAAAAGGAGAGGAAAGGAAAAAGGGAAAGGGAAGAAAAGAAAGAACAAGAAAGGAAAAAAAAGGGGGGAAAGUGGAAUAAAAAAAAUGAAAAAAGGGGGAACAAAAAAAAUAAAAAAGGAAAGAAAAAAGAGGAGAGAAAAGACAAAGGAGAGAAAAAAGAAAGGAAAAGGGAAAAAAAUAGAAAACAUUAAAAAUGAAAACUAAAAAAGUAGCAAAUAAAGAAAAAAAAGGGAAAAAUAAAAGCAGAAAAAGAAAUCAGAGGGAAAAAACAAAACAAAAUAAAAGACAUUAAUAAAAAAGGAAAAAAAUAAGGAAAAAAAAGGAAAAAUAGAAAAAAAAGAAGAAAAAAAAUCCCUUUUUUUGUACAGAGAUCUAUUUUUAUGAGUCAAAACUUUGUACAGUUCAAACCAACCUCCCCUCUGUAAAUGCUGCUGAGCUUUGGGUUUGGCUUUGGGUUUUGCUUUGGGUUUAACUUUGGGGUUUGCUUUGGGUUUUGCUUUGGGUUUUGCUGUGAAUUUCACUUUGAGUUUCACUUUGGGUUUAACUUUGGGUUUUACAUUGAGGUUUGGUUUGGGUUUUGCAUUGAGUUUUGCUUUGGGUUUUGCAUUGAGCUUUGGUUUGGGUUUUGCUGUGAGUUUCACUUUGAGUUUCACUUUGGGUUUUGCUUUGGAUUUUGCUGUGAGUUUUGCUUUGGGUUUCACUUUGGGUUUUACAUUGAGCUUUGCUUUGGGUUUUGCUGUGAGUUUCACUUUGGGUUUUACUUUGGGUUUAACUUUGGGUUUCACUUUGAGUUUUGGUUUGGGUUUUGCUGUGAGUUUCACUUUGGGUUUAACUUUGGGUUUUGCAUUGAGUUUUGGUUUGGGUUUUGCUGUGAGUUUAACUUUGAGUUUCACUUUGGGUUUUGCUUUGGGUUUAGCUUUGGGUUUUGCUGUGAAUUUCACUUUGGGUUUUGCUUUGAGUUUUGCUUUGGGUUUUGCUUUGAGUUUUGCUUUGGGUUUUGCUGUGAGUUUCACUUUGAGUUUCACUUUGGGUUUUGCUUUGGGUUUUGCUGUGAAUUUCACUUUGAGUUUCACUUUGAGUUUUGGUUUGGGUUUUGCUUUGGAUUUUGCUGUGAGUUUCACUUUGGGUCUCACUUUAGGUUUCCCUUUGAGAUUCGCUUUGGGUUUCACUUUGAGUUUUGCUUUAGGUUUUGCUGUGAGUUUUGGUCUGAGUUUCACUUUGGGUUUUGCUUUGAGAUUCACUUUGGGUUUCACUUGGAGUUUUGCUGUGAGUUUUGGUCUGAGUUUCACUUUGAGUUUUGGUUUGGGUUUUGCUGUGAGUUUCACUUUGGGUUUCACUUUGGGUUUCACUUUGGGUUUUGGUUUGGGUUUUGCUGUGAGUUUCACUUUGGGUUUCACUUUGGGUUUCACUUUGGGUUUCACUUUGGGUUUCACUUUGGGUUUUGGUUUGGGUUUUGCUGUGAGUUUCACUUUGAGUUUCACUUUGAGUUUCACUUUGGGUUUCACUUUGGGUUUCACUUUGGGUUUUACUUUGGGUUUCACUUUGGGUUCCACUUUAGGUUUCACUUUGGGUUUCACUUUAGGUUUCACUUUGAGUUUCGCUUUGGGUUUCGCUGUGAGUUUCACUUUGAUUUCUCCCUCCAUUAUUGUACUUAAAACCCCACCAAGUAGCUGAAGCUGAACUUAUUUUCCUUCUUUUUUCCCCCCCUCUUUCCUUCAUUUUGUAAAUGUACUAAACUGUAUAAAUCUGAUUUCCAGAGAGCUGUACAGAUGUAAUCUAUCCCCACCCCCACCCUCCUCGGCUUGUCUCUGCGGUAUGCCCCACUUUAAUUUAUCUGUCUCUGUAUAUGAGGCUUUGCCUGCUCUCCUGGGCAGGAAUUUGGAAGCUAUUUUAAAUUUUGGACUUCAAAUAAAAAAAAAUCUAAUUUUU